UUCUGGAGGCUGAAGUUUUAGUCGGGGUGGAGGCGGCCGUCGGCCAGCGGCAAGGCAGGUUGGGUGAAGAGGGGCAGGCCUGACCUCCGUGCACAGGGUUGUGCGGAUUAUAUGCAUUAGUGAUUGACUUUGAGUCACCAAUAAUGCAUUAACACUUUAAGGAAAGAAAAGCAUUUCCCCUUGGCAGUCAUUUAACCAAGAAUGUCAUUGAUCAGAGUGAAUCGCUUUGGUCCCCGGGGAGGUGGAAGAAAAACUCUGAAAGUAAAGAAGAAAGCUGCAGUGAGGCAAGAAUGGGAUAAUACUGUGAAUGAUCUAACAGUUCACCGGGCAACUCCUGAAGAUCUGGCACGCCGUCACGAGAUACACAAGUCAAAGAAUAGAGCAUUGGUGCACUGGGAACUUCAAGAAAAAGCUUUGAAGAGAAAAUGGAAGAAACAGAAACCAGAAAAUUCAAGUCUUGAAAAAAGAAAAUUAUCUAUCAUGAAGGAGAUGCUUUCCGAUCAGUACCAGACACAGGAUAUCCUGGAAAAAUCCGAUCAUCUGAUAGCUGCGGCCAAAGGACUGUUUGUUGAUGUCCCUCGUAAGCGUGUAGGAUUUCCAAAUGUAACAAUGGCUCCAGAUUCUUCUCAGCGUCCCACUGGAGUAAAUCAAGACCCUGUUACCCAGUCUCUCUUUAAUGAAUCUGUCACAGAACCUCAGGCUCUGAAUGAAGUGGACGAUGAAGGGGAAGAAAGCACUGCUCACAGCCAGUCAGAAGACAGCGAGACUGAACUGCCUAACUCCCUCAGCUCUCAGCCUAACAGGAGUACAAAGAGGUUUCUUCACCAACUAAAGGAAGAGAAUUCUGAAUUAAUCAAUCAACUGUGGACUGAUAUUCAGCAGAAAAUAGCUACCCAGUCACAGAGAACUCCUCCAGGAACUCUACCCUUGGAGGUCUCAGCAGAGGAACAGAAAGUUGCUCUGAAUGCCACGGAUGCUGUCAAGAGAAUCCAUGCUGGUCUUCAGCCUGAGGAGGCUGCUGAGGCUUUAGACUCCAGCUAUGUGGGACAAGUGCUGAACUCAAGGAAGCAAAAGCAGCUGUUAAGUAAAGUGAAAAGGAAACCAGAUAUAUGUGCUCCUUCCAAGCAGACGAAAAACAUGUUAUCCACCAGCACAACCUCUGCAGAUUUACCAACCAACAAUAACUCCAGCCUGGAUAUCCUCAAACACAUGAUAAAUGAAGUGGAACAUGAAAUGGAAGAAUAUGAGCGGUGGACAGGGCGUGAGGUCAAGGGCCUGCAGGGUGGUCAGGGGCUCACAGGCUUCACCCUGUCACUGGUGAGCUCUCUCUGCCGCCUAGUUCGGUACCUUAAAGAGAGUGAGAUCCAACUGCGGAAGGAAGUGGAGACACGGCAGCAGCUGGAACAGAUGUUAGGUGAUCAUCGAGAGCUCAUCGAUGCCCUGACAGCUGAAAUUCUCCUCCUUAGAGAAGAGAACAGUACCACGCAGGCGCGACUUCAGCAGUACAUGGUCACUACAGAUGAGCAGCUUAUAUCGCUGACACAUGCCAUUAAGAACUGUCCUGUGAUAAAUAAUUACAGACAAGAAAGUCAAGCAUCAGAAAGGGCACCUAUGGGUAGAAGACUUGUGGAUAAUGUAGAGGGUCCUGUUGUAAGCACUAAUGUCUCCGUGCCAUUGAUGUUCAGAGGGGAAGAAGUGGCCGAAUUCCCACAGGAAGAGUUGCCUGUUAAACUGUCUCAGGGGCCAGCCCCCACAGAGAACUUGAAUCUGGCCAGUAAUUUCCCAGCACAUAUUUUUGAGCCAGCUGUGAUGCUAACACCACCCAGGCAAAAGAGCAAUUCGGAAUUCUCUCCUCUGCAGGAUGUGUUGAGGAGAACUGUUCAGACUCGUCCUGCCCCACGAAUCCCUCCCACUGUGGAAGUCAUAGAGAAGGAGCAGAACUGGGAAAAGAAGACCUUGCCUAUUGACCCAGACAUUCAGAACUCAAGUGAGGAGAAUCAUCUCUUCACGCAGAGGUGGAGAGUCUCCCACAUGGGAGAAGAUUUGGAGAACAAAGCGCAGCCACCAUUUGUUAACCUGUCACAGCCCCCUUGCAAUUCCCUUCCCACCACUCAGCAGUCAAGAAACCCUACGUUCUCAGAAGAGCCCUCAGUGCUUGGAGAUGGGCAGCAGCUUAGGGCAAAUGAGGCACUGAUACAAAGGAAGGCCGUAAUGGCACGGAUUGCAGAGUUGACACUGCAGAAUUCAGCCAUCAAGGCACACCUGAAUAACAUCACCAGCUCAGGGGGAGAGCAAGGGGAUGGACUUCGGGAGCAGAGCAAACAGGGAAGUGUCAGCAGCGACAUGCCCUCUAAUUUCCCAGCAGCUCAGUCUCUAACGCCAAGUAGCAUGGAGGAACGGAUUGCAGAGUUGAACCGACAGAGCAUGGAGGCUCGCAGCAAACUGCUCCAGCUGAUAGAGCAGCAGAAACUUGUUGGUUUGAACCUGUCCUCUUCCCCAGUGUCACCUGUCCAAUCAUCUGUCAGAGUGUGGGCCGAAGAAGGAAAGCGAACCAUUGAUGUAUCUGUUCCAAUAGCAGACGCUCCAGAGAGUUCGAAAUGCAGCACUAUCUCCCCUGUUGGUGGGAUCAACUCAAGAAGAUCUUCAGGAACUACUAGCAAUUCUUGUUCUCCACUAAACGCCACCUCUGGAAGUGGGAGGUUCACGCCUGUUAAUCCAAGAACAAAGACUGAAAAGCAAAACGAAGAAGGCUGGUUUGCUCUUUCUACCCAUAUGUCAUAAGUAGAGUCCAAGUGUUCUCAGUGACAUGUUCCUGGCUUUCCCUUCCCACCUUUUGGAUUUUCUUUUCAAGUUGUGGCAGUUUUCUUCAGACGAAACCUGCAAAGAUAUCCUAUAUUUAUGGGAACAAAUAUUUUAAAGAAACAAUUAUUUUAAUACUUUCUUUACCUUUUCAAAUAGAUUUUUCAACAAAGCAUCUAACCCAUGAAUUCCCUGUGACUAAAACUCUGGCUGUAAAAUUAAAAUUUUAUAUUUGA
Molecule: messenger RNA, 3035 nt
Organism: Psammomys obesus (fat sand rat)
Lineage: Eukaryota; Metazoa; Chordata; Mammalia; Rodentia; Muridae
Gene: Spice1
Product: spindle and centriole associated protein 1
Exons: 19
Coding region: 202-2781 (859 amino acids)
Biological process (GO): regulation of centriole replication; metaphase chromosome alignment; mitotic spindle assembly
Cellular component (GO): spindle; centriole; centrosome
Source: RefSeq, a predicted model, not a curated record